UCUGGGACUGUCCUUCCAUACAGCGGUUGAAACAUUGUAUGUAUUUGUUUCCAUAAAUGGAUCCAUUUAUGGAAACAAAUACAUACAAUGUUUCAACCGCUGUAUGGAAGGACAGUCCCAGAACUGUCAUAAAUAGUCUAUUUCUGACAGUUCUGGGACAUUCACUCCAUACAGCUGUUUCAACCGCUGUAUGGAGGGAAUGUCAUAGAACUGUCAGAAAUAGACUAUUAAUGACAGUUCUGGGACUGUCCUUCCUGUCACAGAACUGUCCUUCUCAUCUUCAUCCUUCUCCUUCUUCUCAUCCUUCUUCUCAUCCUUCU
Staurois parvus is the source of this 320-nucleotide messenger RNA. NCBI's taxonomy places the organism in Eukaryota, Metazoa, Chordata, Amphibia, Anura, Ranidae. The record is from the annotation of a GenBank genome assembly.